UGAGAUAGUCCCCGAAAUUCAGCAAGUGCUAAACCCAAUGUGCUGAUUACGGCUUGAUAACCGAGUCGGCUCCGAUCUACACUGCAGAUGCAUCCAUCGCCUCAUUCGGGUCCACUCUGUCAUCUCCCCUCACUGGAUUUACCUUAUCUCCAACUCAACUACCUUAUUCAAAGUUCCAUUUUCUCCAACAUAGCUGCGAGCACAAAAGUUUUGGCUGAAGUCAAAUCACGACAAAGUUGAAGCAGCAAAAGUCAAGUUCCAAAACUUGAUCAACAACUUACCUUCUUUCGCCUUUUCGCUAAACAUCAUGCCAGGUUUGGCAGUCUCACCGGAGAACCUCCCGGUCCCUGGCCGGGACACGUACUAUUGGCUCGGCGAAAUCAAUAAGGCCAGCGCCGUCAUCAACUCUUCAGAAGGUCUCCUGGAACAAGAUGUGGUCCGUCGCAUCAGCCGUGGACUUCAGAAACUUUUAGACUCGGGCGACGAACCCGGCGCGCCGCGUCCUAGCCUUGUCAUCACCUUCGAGCCUCUCUUUAUUGAAGCAGCUGGUGUUGAAGCAACUCUCCUGCACGCCGGCCGUUCAAGCCAGGACAUGCUCGCUACAGUCUGCACGGCAAUUCUUCGCGAUGCGGUCUUGAAGUUGACUGCACAGCUUCACGCGACAACAAUUCGCCUUCUUGAGAUGGCGGAGACUCAUGCCUCAACACUGGUACCGAACUACACCAACGGGGUCGCCGCUCAACCUAAUUCAUACGGCCACUACUUGCUAGGUCACAUUGCAGGUCUUCAUCGCGACGCGGAGAGAUUGCGGCAAUUCUUUGCCAGAUUGGACCGAUGUCCGAUGGGCACAACCGUGCUAAAUGGCACAAGUUGGCCUCUCAACCGGGACCGCAUGGCCAAAUACCUGGGCUUUACGCAAGUCGUCGACAACGCCUACGAUGCAGCACAAAUUACCAUGGCAGAGAUGCCAGUUGAGCUUGGGGGCAUUGCCUCUCAGAUCGCUCUUCACACUGGCGCCUACAUCCAGGACGUCAUGAAUCAAUACGCGCAGCCGAAGCCAUGGAUUCUUCUCCAAGAGGGGGGUGAGAACACGUAUGUCUCAAGUGCUAUGCCACAGAAGAGAAAUCCAGGUCUACUUAACAACACCCGAUCCGAUGCAUCUUAUAUUGUUACUUUGGGGCUUGGUCGUGCCAUACAGGGACACAACCUUCCUCCUGGCUACGGUGACGCAAAAGACCUAGGCCACAAUCUGGAUGUCAUUAACGGCACGACAAAGGUUCUCGCACAAUGGCAACGGAUUCUCAACGCACUCAUCAUUGACGGGAAACGAUCUCUGAAAGAGCUGGAUCUUGACUGGACCGCCUCUCAAGAGUUGGCCGAUUUCCUAAUGCGGGAGUACAAAGUACCGUUUCGUGUCGGGCACCACUUUGCUUCAGAGACUGUCAGACACGCCAAGGCGGAAGAUUUGUCCCCGAGCAACUUCCCCUAUGCGGAGGCAUCUAAAAUAUUCAAAGAGACUUUGAAGCACGCUGGCCUUGAAGAGGGAUCAUAUCAGUUUCUGAGUGAGGCAGAGUUCCAAGAAGCGCUUGACCCGGCCGGAAUCAUCAAGCAUAGAGCCACUUCGGGGGGUCCACAGCCCAAGGAGAUGGAACGCAUGAUUGGUAACUCGAAGCAGACACUACAAGAUCUUGAAAGUUGGAUCAAAGAGCGGCAAUCUCAUAUUGUGAGCUCUUUGCAGGAGCUGGAUAAGGCGUUUCAAGAUUUGCUUGCGUGAGGCUCUUGGGCCUGGCUCUGGUAGGUCAGGCCUUUACAAAGAUCAAGAAUCUAGGAUUGCGAUAGGCUCAACAGCGUUAAUUCUCUACUUACUUGAAUAUGAAAAUUCACUUGUCAAUAUCGGUCCGUG
Colletotrichum acutatum is the source of this 1903-nucleotide messenger RNA. RefSeq names its product argininosuccinate lyase. Bases 308 to 1774 code for a protein of 488 amino acids. The record is from RefSeq and is a predicted model, not a curated record. The transcript has a single exon. Gene Ontology annotation, molecular function: argininosuccinate lyase activity. NCBI's taxonomy places the organism in Eukaryota, Fungi, Ascomycota, Sordariomycetes, Glomerellales, Glomerellaceae. Gene Ontology annotation, cellular component: cytosol.